AUGCCGUCUUCACUUCGCGACCAACAUUACCCCCGAACCAUGGCGGAACCUCAGGCACACCCAAAUCCACAGCAAGAGACAGGACCAUCGCUGCCCGACGCGUCUGCGGCCAAACUCGCGUGCUACGCUUGCAAGAGGAGAAAGGUGAAAUGUGACCGUCAACUACCUGUCUGCUCGCUCUGCCAAAAGCUCAGUGGACAAUGUGAAUAUCCAACUCACGCCGAGAAGCCCGGUCCAAAGACUGGUGGCCCUCUUCAAGGCAACAAGCGUCGAAGACUUGAUCAAGCGUCUGUGUCCAGCAGUGUCAGUCAUGGCCCAUCCCUGAAUGCCACUGGACAUCGGCAUACCACAUCAUUCGAUCUUGCUCGGCGCAGUUCCAUUGCAGUAUCAUCUCCGACUUAUGGCACAAGUCACGAUGAUUCCCGUACUCGAGCAGACGAUGACCUCCGUUCCCGGCGAGAGGUGACCUCGCCUCUCUCAACUGGUGAAUCGUCAGUAAGAAUUCAGCCAACAAGUGCCCCCAUCUUCUCUCGGAUCAUGUACCCGUCUCAUGAAGCACAGACACGCCCACAAUCUCCUUCCACAGUGGACGCUUCACCUGGCCAUCAAGACAAUGCCAUUCCCAUCACCAUCCAGACGGUUUGUGAUGCUCUUCGGAUAUCAAGAGCAACAUACGAUGUGUUGAUGGAGUCCUACUUCACCAACAUGACAUCAUUCACCCUGUUCCGGCCAGGGAGUAUUGAACCCAAGUUCGCCAUGAUGCAGUUUCACUCGGACGCCGAAGCGCUGAUAGCUGCCAUGUUCUCCUUCUCCACCAGACAUUGCCAAGAUCUUGAGGACUGCCCAAGUCCGACCUACUUUGCAAAGAUUGCCUACUCGAAGCUGGACGAAUCAGUCGAUAGUUAUGGCGACAAUCCCCCGCCAUUCUGGCUUCUACAAGCAGGUGUUCUUGUCACCUUUUACCAACUCACCAUGAGCGUCCGCUCUCGGUCGUGGAAGAAGCUUGGUGACUGCAUCAGAUAUUCGUACGACUUGCACCUGCACAUGGUUGAUGCAAACCAUGACCCAGUCAAAGACAAGAACCCGGUCAACAUCCAACGCUGGUCGUUGAUGGAAGAACGGAGAAGAGCUUGGUGGGCUGUCUGGGAAAUGGACGUCUUUGCCAGCACUAUUCGACGACUGCCGACGGCCAUAGACCCUGAGAUGAACCUCACCAUGCUCCCAGUGCCAGACAGUUGUUGGUUCAAUGACGUAUACCAGGAAAGCUGCUUUCUUGCUCAGGACUGCAGUCUCAGGUGGAAGCAACUUGCCCAGUCAGGCAACCAGAGCGCCAAGGCCUGGUUCAUAGUGAUGAACUCUUUGAUGCGCAACACACAGCGCAUCGUGUAUCCAGUGGGAUCGGCUCUGCAGUCGAUGAACGAAAGCCACGCGGAAACCAACCAAGACGAACUCAACAUCAUGGCCAACACCCUCUACUGCACCGUCACUUCUUUUCCGACCAGUCUCGUCUACCAGGGGGAGACUCUUGACUUUCGACCAAAAGCUUCGGCUCAAAGCAGUCCCGAUGGAAUCAACCCAAGACAGGAACAUGCCGACAAGUAUUCCCUCCACCUGAUGACGCAGCUCUGUCGGUUCAUGAUCUAUCAUCACAAGAUCUGUGCUCGAACACCAUGGCUAGCCCACCAAAAGGGUUUCAACGAUGGCGGGCAGGGAGAAGGAAACAACGACCCACGAGACGCUCAGCAAGCCAACUCUGAGUGGUCCAACUACAUCAACGCCUCGGAUGAGAUCGUCACCGUGGUCCGCAACAGCUCUCGGGACCACUACAAAUUCGUCAACCCUUUCCUCGUCAACACUCUCUGGUUUGGAGCCGCGGCACAAUGUGCCUGCAAAGUCUUUGGGCCCGCAUCGUUCAACAAACGGCUCACGAUCUCCAACCUUGACCUUUUGAAACUUACCAUUGACCGUUACAUUUCAUUCUGGGGGGGCAUGGAGAACCUCAAGGGGAAAUUGGCUCGGAUUGAGACAGCCCUGCAGAGUCUGAUGGCUGGGCAUGGGAGACCGAACGAGCAUCCGCAGGAUAGGCGCCAACAACAACAACCACUGUCACACAUCCAAGGGAGCAAUGGUGCCAGUAUUAAUGACCUGGCUACGGUGGCCAUGCAAAGACUUCCUGGUGUUACUGGUGAUGCUGCCGUGUCAUCAUCGCCACUCCUCGUCAACAUACCCGGUAUUGGUCCCCCACAACCACCACCAAACCCAUGGUCAACAUUUGGACCGACGGACGUCUGCGGUGACUUUAUCCAUCCGGGGAAUUUCACAACAGGGUUGACUCCAGGCGGCCCCAACUUUUACGGUCACGGGGACCCGAUGGACUUUUCGCCGUUUGGGCUGGAGGAGCUGCUGAUGGCGAGCAUGAUGAUGGAUACGUAGAACUGAACGGUAUACUGCCUAACUUCGCUGCGUGCUUCUAGGGAUAGCACUUAAUCUUGGGUGUGUUUUGUUGUAAAAAGUUAAUUCGUUCUUGUCAACCGUCAUCCACUUGUCACUCUCUUCCUUAAACGCAGAAAGGUCUUGUACUGAAUCCCCACCACCAACAACAACCCAGCACCCUGCGGUUAGGACUCCUAUUACCGCCUAUUCCCAAU
Molecule: messenger RNA, 2648 nt
Organism: Podospora pseudocomata
Lineage: Eukaryota; Fungi; Ascomycota; Sordariomycetes; Sordariales; Podosporaceae
Exons: 3
Coding region: 1-2433 (810 amino acids)
Biological process (GO): regulation of DNA-templated transcription; DNA-templated transcription
Cellular component (GO): nucleus
Molecular function (GO): zinc ion binding; DNA-binding transcription factor activity, RNA polymerase II-specific; DNA binding
Source: RefSeq, a predicted model, not a curated record